GUAACAGAUCUAGCCGAGGCUCUGGAGGCAGGUGGCUGUGACCUGGAGACUGCAAGAAAUAUUAUUCAAGGACGACCUGUUCCUUCAGAUCUCAGGGCAAAAGUGUGGAAGAUUGCACUUAACGUGGCAGGAAAAGGAGACAGUCUAGCAUCCUGGGAUGAUUCUCUUGAUCUUCCAGAACAGCCUUUGAUUCACAGUGCUUGCAAAAAACUUAUAGACCAGCUUGUUGUGUCGGAAGACAGGAAAACAUCAGUCCUUCAAGAUGUUGAAUCUGUUGUUACUUUUUACUGUAAAUCCCGAAAUGUCAAAUACCAGGAAGAUGUCAGCUGGAUUCACCUCCUGCAACCAUUGGUGGACCUCAACUUACCACGUAGCGACUUGUAUAAUUGCUUCUAUGCAAUAAUGAAUAAGUAUAUUCCCAGGGAUUGUUACAAGAAAGGAAAACCAUUUCACCUAUUUCGUCUACUUCUUCAGUACCAUGAGCCAGAACUCUGUUCUUUUCUAGACACCAAGAAAAUCACACCGGACCUUUAUGCACUUAACUGGUUUGGAAGCUUAUUUGCUCAUCACUGCCCAGUCGAAGUCACUCAAGCGAUUUGGGAUAGUUAUUUACAGCAGGCAGACCCAUUCUUUAUGUACUUCUUGAUGCUGAUAAUGCUUGUCAAUGUAAAAGAUGCUGUUCUGGCAGAAGAAAUGGAAAGUAAAGAAGAGCUUAUAAAAUUCCUGGAAAGUCCUCCAACGAAUUUAGAGGUUGGAGACAUUGAAGACCUGUUCAGUUUAGCUCAGCAUUACUACAAUAAAACUCCUGUGUCUUUCCGUAAGGAUAACCAGAACCUGUUUGGUAGCAGCCUCAUCGCUCUGAAAGAUGACACUGAUCUUAGCCAGGCUCUUUGCUUAGCAGUUUCUGUAUCAGAAAUUCUUCAAGCUAAUCAGCAAGAGGAGGGAGUACGGUUCUUUGUGGUGGAUUGCCGACCGGCAGAACAGUACAACUCUGGUCACCUAUCUACUGCAUUUCACUUAGACUCUGAUCUGAUGCUGCAGAACCCCGGAGAGUUUUCCCUGUCAGUGAAGUCUCUCUUGGAAGCUCAGAAGCAAUCCCUGGAGUCUGGCUCAGUAGCUGGAGGAGAACAUCUGUGCUUUAUGGGCAGUGGAAGGGAAGAGGAGGACAUGUAUAUGAAUAUGGUGCUUGCUCAUUUCUUACAGAAAAACAAAGAAUAUAUUAGUAUAGCCAAAGGAGGAUUUAUGGUGCUGCAGCAACAUUUGGCAGAUAUAAAUGUAGAUGGACCAGAUACUGGGUAUGGACACUGGAUUGUCAGUACGUCUGGCUCACGCACCACUAUGGGUUCCUAUGCAGAUGAUUCUCCUAAUGGUGUAGCUGAUGGGAGAGGUGUGAAAUCUUUGGUGAAUAAAAUGACAGUAGCACUAAAGACAAAAUCUGUGAAUGUGAAGGAAAAAGUGAUCAGCUUUAUUGAGAACACCUCCACUCCAGUAGAAAGAAUCACUUUCAAUCUUCCUUGGCCAGAGAGGGCGAGUUUGGAGCGACACAUCAGCAGCAGUGACAGAGUAGGAAAGCCGUACCGAGGUGUAAAGCCUGUAUUCAGCAUCGGAGAUGAGGAAGAGUAUGACACAGAUGAGAUUGAUAGCUCAUCUAUGUCUGAUGAUGAUCGCAAAGAGGUUGUUAACAUUCAAACAUGGAUAAACAAACCUGAUAUCAAACAUCACUUCCCAUGUCAUGAAGUUAAAGAAACCGGUCACAUGUUUCCAAGUCACCUUCUGGUAACAGCAACCCAUAUGUAUUGUUUGCGGGAGAUCCAGUCUAGGAAGGGAUUUGCAUAUAUACAGUCACGUCAAGCACUGAGCUCAGUUGUAAAGAUCACAUCUAAGAAGAAACAUCCAGAGCUGAUCACAUUUAAAUAUGGAAAUAGCAGUUCAACGGGAGUGGAAAUAUUAGCAGUGGAGAGAUACUUAAUACCCAAUGCAGGAGACGCUACCAAAGCCAUCAAACAACAGAUCAUCAAAGUUCUUGAUGCCUUGGAAAGCUAA
Messenger RNA from Staurois parvus, 2043 nucleotides. Lineage: Eukaryota; Metazoa; Chordata; Amphibia; Anura; Ranidae. The record is from the annotation of a GenBank genome assembly.